Messenger RNA from Maniola jurtina (meadow brown), 6133 nucleotides. It is a transcript of the gene Rbp, whose product is annotated as peripheral-type benzodiazepine receptor-associated protein 1. Lineage: Eukaryota; Metazoa; Arthropoda; Insecta; Lepidoptera; Nymphalidae. Bases 393 to 4745 code for a protein of 1450 amino acids. Gene Ontology annotation, molecular function: protein binding. The transcript has 21 exons. Gene Ontology annotation, biological process: neuromuscular synaptic transmission. The record is from RefSeq and is a predicted model, not a curated record.
CCACUCGCUGCCGGCCUACUGCUCCGCCCGACCGAUUCAUACAUUUUUAUUUUUCUUCCGAACGUAGCUCCGCGAGAUUCCGAUUUUAACAGAAAAGUACUCUUCGGAGUCGAAACCCUAGGCGCGAAUCGCGCGUGACGAGUGCUAGCCGUGCGAUUCGCUCAGCUCGCUCCGACCGAAUCCAAAAUGGCAGGACGGAGCAGUCUCCUGAGCCGCGCGCGAGCCCGCCUCUGACCGAACGGUUUUGGUCACGGACAGUAUGUGCCUCGUUAUAUAAAUGUUACGCAAGUUCGAGACGGUGCCCGCGAGAAGGUGCAUCCGGUACAGCCUGUAACAUCGACCGUGCACUGAACCUUGGAGCCCAUGCAACGCACUCGAGGACUCAUACCAGUAUGAAUGCGUACGGCAUGUCGAGCGGCGGCGAGACGGACGCGCUGUCGCGGCGGCUGCGCGAGGCGGAGCGUGCGCGCGCCGACGCCGAGCGCGCGCACGCCGAUGCACUCGCGCAGCUCCGCUCGGCGCAGCGCUCGCCGCACGACUCGCACAACGUCGAACAGCUGCAGUCCAGGGUGCGGGAACUUGAGAAGAAGGCGGCGUUAGAAACGGUUCGUUGUGAGGAGCUCCAGCUAGAGCUAUCGUCGGCGAUGCGAGCGCGGGGCACCACGACCACGGCGACGUGGUCGACGCAGGCCUCCCAGCCGGCCUCGGAGAUAGAACGCAUUAUGGCUAAGAUCGAACAAGACAACCGCAUUCUGGCUGAAUUGGAACAUUCUAGAUCCACGACCCACGGAAUACAUUCAAGCGGAUCAAACCAGGCGCUUGGAGAAUAUCAUUCGCCGACUCCGUCGCCGUUACCUCAUUCGUACACAUCUGCGACGGGGCACGCCGCUCUCUGCCAGAGUAACACCAUGCCCACUCUCUCCUCUCUACAUGCCACAUCUCAGUUCACUGCCCCUAGCUCUAACUCCGUGGCUUACUCGAUGAGUGCGCACAAUCCUACUUCCUAUUCAAAUCCUGUGUCUGGUUCUUACGGUAUGAGCAAUACACAUCAGGUCACAUUUACAAAUCCUGUCACGGCCCCUCUCGUAAACAAUAUCAGUCAAAUCUCAAGUACUCUGGCAGGGCUACAAUCAAACAUUCAAAAUCUUGGAAAUGUUUCUGCUAUGAGCUUGGGCAGCACAUUAGGACCCACGAUCACCGGAACUAUGACAGGAACUGGACUCUCUAGUUGCUUAAAUAAUCCACCGACUAGUUUACCUGGAGGACUUACGAGUACACUCGCUGGCUUAGCGUCAAAUUUAUCUGGUGCACUGGGAAAUCCUCUAUCUAAUCUAACAGGAGGAAGUCAAUUGGGAGCGUUGAAUACUAGUUUAACUGGCGCGAGUGGGUAUGGAGCUGGCGCUGGUACUUAUACAAAUCCACUUCUGUCCAGUGGCUUGGGAACAAACACGAUGAAUAUUAAACUUAAACCGAUAGACGAAAUAGAUCUCGGCUUAAGUCGAUACGGAACUAAUAAUCCAUCUAUGGUCAGAGCCGCUACGCCUGUGACACCGCACCAACCUACUUGGAACUUAGCAUUAGAUAGCCAAUAUGGAACUGAUAGAAUAGGAAAUUUAGAAAACUUUCUCCACGAUCGAGGUCCGAGAUCUAUAAGACUUUUACCCAGUAAUAUGUUGGAUGUAGACGUACGAAAUACGCAUUAUAUGAAUGGUGGUGCAACUUCGGAACCUCAAGUUGAUAUGUUGGACAUUCCGGGGAAAGGUCGAUGUUGUGUUUACAUCGCUAGAUUUUCUUACGAACCGCCAGAAGUUGAAACUGCGGAAGGAGAAUUGUCAAUCUGCUCUGGCGAUUACCUUUUAGUAUGGGGACCUCCAGAUCCUAGUGCAACAAUGCUCGAUGCAGAAUUAUUAGACGGACGACGAGGUCUCGUACCUGCUAAUUUCGUUCAAAGAUUAGUUGGAGACGAUCUCUUGGAGUUUCAUCAGGCCGUAGUAGCUACAUUGCGUGAUGCUGAUGAAACUGCAACCACAGCUAUAAGUGACCUCUCGCUCAGUAGAGAUGUGGCACGUCUUAGUGAAAUGGCAGAUUUGAGUGAGGGCCCUGAAGAUGACGACAAUGUGCCUGCGCCGCGACAGCUGACCUUGGAGAGGCAACUCAACAAAUCCGUGCUGAUCGGAUGGACGGCGCCCGAGGGGGUCCAGCAAGCGAACAUCGAAAGUUACCACGUUUACGUCGAUGGCGUCCUCAAAACUACGGUUAAAGCGACCGAGCGCACGCGCGCCCUGGUCGAAGGAGUAGAUGCCAAUCGGCCACAUCGUAUAAGCGUCCGUUCAGUGACAGUCACUAGACGCACAUCCAGAGACGCGGCCUGCACCAUGGUGAUAGGCCGGGACACAGGCAAUAUGGGACCUACGUGUGUCAGAGCGAGCGGAGUCACCUGCUCCCAGGCUGUGAUAUCAUGGCUGCCGGCUAAUUCUAAUCACCAGCAUGUCGUCUGUGUUAAUAAUGUUGAAGUCCGUACAGUGAAACCGGGUGUUUAUAGACAUACUAUAACAGGCCUCUCACCGAGUACUCAAUACAGGGUGACAGUCAGAGCUAAACAUUUGAGGGCCGGGCCGCCUGGAGUCCCAAUCGAAGAAGCUCCCGGAGCUUACACUGACUUCAGAACUUUACCAAAAGGUCUACCGGAUCCACCAAAUGAAAUAAUGGUGGAAGCUGGACCUCAGGACGGCACCCUGCUCGUGACGUGGCAGCCGGUGCUGCGCCCGCCCGCCUCCGGCCCGGUCACGGGCUAUGCGGUGUACGCCGACGGCAAGAAGGUGACCGACGUCGAUUCCCCGACCGGUGAUCAUGCGCUCAUCGACAUUGGCAAAUUGAUCGGCCUCAAUCCGAAAUGCGUUACUGUCAGAACCAAAUCGCGAGACAGCCAGUCGAGCGACAGUGCUCCUACAGCUAUACCACCUGCUGUACUUCGAGGAGUCGUCGCCAGGGUUCCGCGUGGACCAGGUAUCGGUCCCACCCAGCCAGCUCAGGGCUUUCGAGGGCAACGACCCCAGCCUUACCAACAACAUCAGCAAGUGAUAGAGCAUGACGAAAAUCUUUCUGACAAGGAAAUAUACCCUACCGCUAACCGUCAUGAUCCACAAACAACUCAGCCCACGAGCGGAUUCGGCACAGGCCUCCUAAAGAGUAUAUUCGACAAAAUAACCCCUUCGCAAUCGGGGAUACCGGCCAUCGAAAUCACUAAAGAGGGAGCAGUGGAGGCCAGUAGCGAGGACGAGGAGGCGACGCGCCGCCGCCCGCAGCAGCCGUCCCAACCUGCACAAGCGUCGCAGCAGCCUUCGAGUCAGCAGUUCCCGAAUACACCAGCCUACCAUGGCACGCAGCAACCCCCCUUUCAACAGGGCGGCCAAUUCCCAAGUAACCAGCCGACCCAGUACCCCAGCCAGCCCCAGCCGUAUCAGAACCCUCCGCCCAGAAACCACCACGAGAGAGGACGACCCCCUAACCCUCACCAGCAGCAACAAAUGCAACAAAUGCAGCAAAUGCAGCAAGGCCAACAAGGUCAAAUGCCUCAGUAUGGCCCGCGAGGUGCGCCUCCGAUGGGGCCCAGAGGUCCUCAACCUGGCCAACGUCCUCAGCAGGGGCACCCACCAACCAAGAGGUGUCGGUAUUUCAUGGCGCUAUUUGACUACGAUCCAGCAACUAUGAGUCCUAACCCUGAAAGUUGUGAUGAAGAACUACCAUUUAGCGAUGGAGACAUUAUAAAGGUUUGGGGUGACAAAGACGCCGAUGGAUUCUACUGGGGUGAGAGCCGUGGUCGUCGAGGCUAUGUUCCCCAUAACAUGGUUGCUGAGGUUUCAGAACAAGAAGCCACAGGACAGACCACCGCCAAGCCCCGGGACAGAUGGACGGACGCGUACGCCAACCAGCCUGUUCGAAGAAUGGUCGCCCUUUACGACUACGACCCACAGGAGCUCAGUCCUAACGUUGAUGCUGAUGCGGAGCUGAGCUUUCAAACAGGGCAAAUUAUCCAUGUGUACGGAGAUAUGGACGAUGAUGGAUUCUUCAUGGCCGAGAUCGAUGGUGUUAGAGGCCUGGUGCCGAGUAACUUCCUCGCGGAAGCCACAGACCAGUACGGACCGGGCAGUCAGCCUAGUCAAGGCGUUGGAGUACCGGGCGGUAGAAUGGUAAACCCGGGCACAAUCCCCGGGGGAGGGCAAGGCCGCGGCCGAGGCGCGCCCUGUGGGCCCGGCGCGCGCGGCCCGCCCCCGCCGCCCCGGGACAACGUCGCCCCUGCGCCGAGGAACCACCAUCGAAAAACAGAUGCCUGCCCUCUUCCCCCUUCUCAGUUAGACCACAACACAUGCGCCAGUAAUCCAGAACAGGCGAAUUCUCAGCAGGCGAGGGCGAGAGGCGCGGUGAGCGCGCCGCAGACGAGCACCGCGCGCACGAGCGCUGGUAACGUGAGCACGCCCACCGCGCAGUCGCCCGGCUCCGCGGCCACGCUGGCCAUGCCGCCCGUGGGCACCACCACGGCCGUGAGCACGUCGCCGGCGCGGCGCGGCGGGCCGGCCGUGGUGCCCGCGCCCACGGCGCAGCCCGCCACGCCGGCGCAGCAGCAGCCGCCCACGUCGCAGCCCAACCUCAUGCAGAAGUUCAGCGAGAUGACCGCGCCCGGCGGCGACAUCCUCAGCAAGGGCAAGGAGCUCAUCUUCAUGAAGUUCGGCCUCGGCGGCAAAUAAUGUCGGCACGGCCUCUAGGGCCUCCAACCUUUUGUGAGUGAAUGCGACUCCUUUUAUGUACCUACGCCUGAGCGCAGGGUUCUGAUGCUGUUUCUCUGUCGGCUGUUUAAUUUGGCCGAGUUGUGUAUUGAAUUUUUCUACUCUAGGCCAUUCGAUUUACCCUUAACCCUAAUGUAAGAAAAGUUUGUAAAUAAUUAAAAAUUAAAGAUUCAAUAAACGCACAGUUUAGCGAAUAUUCAAAUAUUUAGUGGUCUCGAUAGUACGCACGGUUGAUGAUUAAACACCCAUGUUAUAGUUAUGUGUAACGUUUUCUAUAUUUCGGACCUGUGCCCGUCUGUUAGGUUAGUUAUAUACAAUUGUGUUGUGGAGGCUCAUUGAGCUCAAGCUCAAAGCUCAGCAAGUCUGCAUUGGUUUAUCAUUCUACGGAAACUAACCUGCAUGCGAUGAUCCUCCACAAUAGUUGGCUUUGUAUUUUUUUCGUCGUAUAUAAGUACGAAUCAUCUUUAUUUAUGCACUCUAACUUUUACUUCGAAAGGUUGGAUUGCAAUCGUUUUCCUUUACGUUGUUAAUCGCUAGAUAUCAGUUCCCUUAUCAAAUAAAAUAGACGUUCUUAGUCUGGCAACGUAAGUGAACAUAUUUUUUAACGGCGUACUAAGACAACAGCUAUACACGAGUAAAAAAUCGAUUGGCCCAUCUUUUGUGGUUACUCGUAUUCGAAGCUGCAACCGUCCUUGCAGAACUGUAUCCGAUACCUACCCGAAAUCAACUUGGCAAUAAGCAUGCGGAAGUGUGAGUGAUCAUGAUUACCUGUUUCAAAUGUUUAUAAUAAUGUUGAAUAUUGACUUGCAAAUUUUACAUAUAUUUUAAAAUAAAUCUUAACGAAUGUUACAUUCUAUUCAAUGUUCUCGAUUCAAUAAGUUGUGUUAAUAACAAUAAUAUAAUUGACAGUGUACGUACCUACGUACCUACAUCUUAAUGUAACAUAGGUGCCUGUUAUAAGAUUACAGUUCAACACCGAUUACACCAUCCUACUUGAUAAGUACCUUUGUAUCUAAGGAUAUUCUGUAAGAGCAUUAAAUUAAUUCACUGUAUGCCUACAUAAAACUCUCCGUUUUUUCGAAAAUAAAAUAUUCUGUGAUAGUAGACACGUGUUAACAUCUAUUUCAUUAAUACAUAUAUAACUUUAACGGAUUUUGUCAUUUAUCACAUAGUACCUAUUUCCGAAAUCCGUUUUGAAUUUCUUUGUCAAAAUUCACGCGUGAUCAUAUCAAAAUGUAAUAAGCGGAGAAAUCUAAAAUUUGGUUAAAGAUAAAACCGCUUUAAGAUAACACAAAUAAUUAACAGGGCUCUCUCCGUCACUCGUUUCCACUCGUUUCAUACAAUCGUAG